AUUUGUCCAAACAGGACUGGAGUACAUUCUUGUGUGCAAGAAGUUAACAUGGAGAAACACUGGUCGGCAGUGUGUGCACUAAUUCUAACACUCGGUGCAUUUGUGCACUUUAACAUUGCUUUUGCUGCAAAGGCUGAUGGGAAUUUAACAGUGAUUCUUCCAAAACCAGGCCACUGCCCACGUCUCCUUAAUGUUGUCCCAUCACAUAAGGGGUGUGAGUGUGAUGAAGACUGUCCUGCAGACCACAAAUGCUGUGUCUUUGACUGUGGAGCUGUCUGUGUCCCUCCUGCUUUCACCAAGCCAGGAGUGUGUCCUCGCAGGCGCUGGGGCUUAGGGCAGUGUGCUGAAUUUUGCUCUGAUGACAGUGACUGCCCCAAUGAUGAGAAAUGCUGCUACAAUGGAUGUGGACAUGAGUGCACUGCUCCAUAUACAGUGAAGCGGGGCCGCUGUGCUCUGCCCAAGGGAACCCCUAUGUGUGCCGAGUACUGCUACCAUGAUGGUCAGUGCCCAGGAGAGCAGAAGUGCUGCAAGACAACCUGCGGCCACGCCUGCAGCGAGCCGUGCUGAUAGGACAGGCCUGCGUGUGCACAACAACACAGAAAAUGUAUUAAGCGAUAGGAAUUUUGUAUCACUUUUUCUAGCUUUUCAUAGUAGCACAAUUUAGUGCAACGUUUGAGCAUUGGUCUGCACAAGGUCUGAUUGUUUGGGGGAGAAAGUAAAUUGCUCCUUAUAUAAUAUAGUCAAGGAGCCUUUUUAUGUGCCUGUACUUAAAGUACCAAGAAAUAUCUGCACAUUUUCAUGAAUACAGUUUUGAUUGAGUGUUUAGUUCUACAUUAUAUUAUCACACAGUCCGGAAGAAACUUUGUAGGAUGUUAUUCAUAGUCUUCAAAAGACCCACAAUGUAAACUUGAUGAGUUUACAGCUUAAAUAAUCUUACUUGAUGUCAAUAACAUGUUGGUCAAGUAACAGUAUGUCUGUAUGAGUAAUACUGUAUAUUCUAGUAUAUACUAAAUGGAAGUAAGAUAUGUACUGUACUUAUAUAUGCUGCCUGUAGAGUUUCAAGGUAUGAAGCAAAUUGCAUUUCUUUAUAUUACAACCAAUAAACAUGUUUCAAGAAC
Morone saxatilis (striped sea-bass) is the source of this 1118-nucleotide messenger RNA. RefSeq names its product WAP four-disulfide core domain 2 (gene wfdc2). The record is from RefSeq and is a predicted model, not a curated record. Bases 49 to 567 code for a protein of 172 amino acids. Gene Ontology annotation, cellular component: extracellular region. NCBI's taxonomy places the organism in Eukaryota, Metazoa, Chordata, Actinopteri, Moronidae. Gene Ontology annotation, molecular function: peptidase inhibitor activity. The transcript has 4 exons. Gene Ontology annotation, biological process: innate immune response; antibacterial humoral response.